Messenger RNA from Python bivittatus (Burmese python), 4196 nucleotides. NCBI's taxonomy places the organism in Eukaryota, Metazoa, Chordata, Lepidosauria, Squamata, Pythonidae. The record is from RefSeq and is a predicted model, not a curated record.
UGGGCAGCUCCCAACUUCAGGAAUCAGAAAACUAGUUCUGAACCUUAGAUGCUUCAACCUAUAAACAGCGGAUACCAACGAUUAUAAAACUGGCCACACCCGAACCUUCUGCCCACAUGCCCCGCUCUGCGUCGUAGCGGCUUGACGUCAACCAUAGAGAUGAAAGGACCUCCCUCCGGCGCUGUGCUGUUCCGCUUUAUUUCUCGGCUUGGAACAUGGCUGCCCUAGCAACGGCGGCGCUUGUGGGAGCGACCAGGUAUCAACAGAAUGACAGCUGUUUUAGUGCUCCAGAUGCUCUUCAGCAUUUUCAGAGCUGGAAGAUCAAAACUGAUCAAGUUAAGAAAGCUGAAUUUAUAACAACAGGCAAUAAACUAAAAAAUCAACUUGUGAACCUUGAAAAGGAUAAAAAUAUUCUUCUCUUCAACAAGAAGAGUGAUUUUAGAAUGGAAUAUUGCAUAUUGGAAGAACUGGAACACAAAUUGACUAAAAAUCGAAAAACGGAAAAGACAAAAAUCCAGGAAAAACUGACCAGAAUCCAUAGUACUGUUAAAGGACUUCAGCGACAGCUAAAAGAUGUGAAACCGACUCCAGAAUUUGUUGACAAGCUUAGAGAAAUGAUGGAAGAAGCUGAAAUGGCAAUAAGUGCUUUUAAAGAAGAGCAACGACAAAUUUAUGAUGAACUUCUGAGAGAGGAGAAGACUGCUACAAAUGAGAUCAAUGCCUUGGAAAGAAAAAUUGAGAUGUGGGCUGUAGGAGCUUCAGCAACUGCAAGAAUUUCCAAGCAAUGUGUAUUUCCAGUACAUACAGAAGUCCAAAAUCAACUUCCUGAAGAAGUCCUUGAGCUUGAAAGAUUUCUUCAGCAAACUGGAGGAAGGCAAGGAGGUUGGGAUGAAUGUGAUCAUCAAGUCUUCCUAAAAAUUUGGAGAAAACAUAAAGGAAAACCAUCAUACAUCACUGAAACCCUUGAUUACCUCCCUGAUAGAACAAAGGAAGACAUUCAAUCACAUGAGAAAUGGCAUCAAGAAUUUCUAAUUUUAAAGUCACGUAAAAAGGAGGCCAUUCAAAAAUGGAAAAUGAAGAAACAAGAAGAAAAAGAUAAAAUAUUAUUCCAAAAAGAGAAUCAUGAGGAAGUGCCCACUGGUGUUCAAUUUCAGCGUGAAGAAGCUCAGAAGCAGAAAACUGAAGAGGAAAGGAAAAAACGAUUGGUAGAGCUUGAAGCAUGGAAGAAACAUAAAGCACUUGCAUGUGCCAUGAAACAGGCAGCUCAGUUAAAAGAGGAAGAAGAGAAGGAGAAAAAAAAGCAGAGAGAACGUCAGCGGCAGCUUCAAAUGAAGUUGGUGUUGGAAGAUUAUAGUAGAGAGAAAAAGGAACAGGAAGAGCUGCUGAGACUUGAAAAAGAAAAAAGAGAGGAAGCUGAAAGGGAAGAGAGGAAAAGAACUGCAGCAGAAGAAAUUGUUAAAUUCCAAGAGCGAGAUCUGCAUAAACUUGAGUUGAAGUUUCUAGAAAAGCAGGCAAAAGAAGAUGAAAAGAUUGAAAAGGAAAAAAGAUUGUCGAAGCUGAGAAAGAAGGUUCACAUUAAUGUAACUCGGGAUCCAUAUAGGUUAUACAAACCAACAAAAGUUUGGGAAGAACGAACAAAAGAGAUUGGACCUGUAGGUGCAGGGCCAGUUUUGUAUAUUCCUCAUAGGGCUGUCCCAAGCUGGCGACAGGGAUUAUAAUUGGACAUCUGCAAAUAAUUUAUUUGAAGAUACGUAACAGCAUAAUUUAUUACUAUAUUAGUUUAUAUUACAUAUGAGGAAAGUUGUACAUGCACAUAUAAAUGUUAUGACAUGUUAAAUAAAAAUCAGGUAUGCAUUGUUUCAUCGUGUAAAGUACUUUGAAAGGCUGUUUUUUUGUUUGCAUUUUCUUUCUCUAAAACCUGGAUUUAGUAAGUGAUUUCUUUUUGUAAAGUUGGGAAAGAAGUAAAUGUGCUGCUUUCUACAUACUUUCAUUAUUGUCUUCUUUUUCAACCUAGAAAUAAACAGAGGAAAUUAACAUAGCUUUACUUAGUAGAUUGAUUACAUAAUGUAUCUCAAAUUAACUUAGAAGUGUAAGCAGAUGAUAAAUAUAUUCAAGAUUCCUAAGAUGAGAUAUAAAAUAAUAAACUAUUGUUAUAGGGAAAAUGAGUAAUUUCUUAAUCACCAUCCUUGAAAACAGAUUAAAAAACUCUAGAGAGACAAAGUAUUAUUUUUCCUUCCUGCAUAGUCCUCCAAACAAUUGGAAAUGUUUCAAAGUAAGCUUGCCUAAGAUUAAGUUGUGUAACUUUUUUUUUAACAUGAGAGUCAGCUCCGUAGCCUGAAUUCUGCAUGCACAAGCCUUUUAUCAGCUUUUAAAAACAGUCUAUUUAAAGCUUGACAUACAUGUAAAAUAUAUUCAAAUACAAAAUGAAAGUAACAAUUUCAACAAAUUUGUAUAGAGGCACCUCCACACUUCUGCACAGGGGAAUGUGGGAGGUCUUAUCCUUUGUAACAAUGGUAUUAAAAGAAAUGUUUUCAUUUGGAUAGUUACUGCAAUUAUUUUAGCUAAUGAUAAUUUUUUAUUUAAAAGCAAGCGUAGCAAUUGUGUUAGUCCAUAUUCUGAAAGUCUUGUCAGACAAUAUCUUUUAUUAAGACUAUCCAACAAUUUUUUGGGGAGGGACCACAAAAUACCAAGACCGGGGAAGUGAUGGGAAGCUGAUUUGAUGUCAUAGUCUUGAAGUCUGCAUGAAGUCUCCAGACUUAAGACAGUGUUGAAAGAUGUACUCUGGAUCCAUAUUUUUGCAAUGUAAUGCAGCAAAUCUGUGACUUUUUUUUUAAACGGAGUGAUCAACAGAUCAAGAAAUGGGAUGCAAUAGUAAUUUCCACAGCAUAUGUUACAAAAUUCCUAAGGAUCCAUAGUGAACUGUGAUGAUGCUAGGAAACAAAGCAGUUGUGAUCUACAGUUAUUUAGGUAAAAAUCAUGUGCUUUCUUGGAAACUUCUGUGUUGCAUUAAUGGUUUCAUAGUGAAUCACAGGUUAUCUAGUUUUUUUUUUCAGAAAACAGUAGGUUCAGAUAUGAUCAGAAACUUGACAAUCAUUGACAGUGAGCACUAUUAUGUGAAAAGAUCUAUGCAGUCCAUGCAGAUUUGUGUCAUGUAUCCACAACCAACUGAUGUGGAAAUUCAAGUUUAUAAUUUUAAUGAUUCAGUCAAUGGGCUCUGUUUUAAAAUUUGAUACUGGUUUGUAAUAUCCCCUUUAAAACAUGUCAAGAAUGCAUGCCUUUAUACUAGGGGCAUGCAGAAAAUGGGAUUUUUUAAAAAUUUCAAACAUGGAACAUAUCACAUUUUGGAGGUUCUGCCAAACCAUUUGGUAGUUCUAGAACUGAAUCCAGGAACACUUUGGUUUGUCCAGGUUUCGGAUGAAACAGAAUCCAUAUGUGGUAAGAAAAGGCAGUGUUCACCAUCCUCUCUCUUCUCUGCAGCUCCAAGCAUGGCAUAGCCCAUUGGUCGUCCACCUCUGCUAUCUUCCUAGCACCUUCCCCUUCCCUUUUUCCACCGCCAUCCCUCAGCCACUGAUGUCCUUGACUUUUUCCCUGCAUUCUCCCACUACACCAAUUCUGCAAACACAAAAUGCCUCCAUUUCAUUCAAUGCAUGGAACAAAACAGCCUUAUUUCAAUUUGAGCAUAAGUCACCCAAAACUACCUGUUUCAUGCAAUGAACAUCUUGCACAUCCCUAUUAAAUGCAAUGCUGUAAAGAAUGGGCAUUGUGGUGUGGAAACUCCCUGUAAAAAAUCCUUCAGACUCAAAGUUUUGUGACAUCAUUCCAUGUUUCUCUGUCAUUGUAAUGCUACUGAAGAAAAUAUCCUUGAUUUUAACUGUACAAGCUCAGGUAUAUUCUAGGAUUUGAUGGUAGUUUUGGAAGGUCCCCUGUAAAAAUCCUGAGGAUCCACAUGAAAAUGUAGUACAGAUCCAUGUUUUGCAGUACAAUACUUCAAGGUUUAAUAAUCCAUGUCGGUUUUUGUAGCAUAUAGGUCUAUGAAUUAUUUUAAUAAUUUAUCAACGACAAAUAAGUAAUUUCAAAGAGAUCUUGGAGAGAAAUUACAUGAACAUUCCUAACAUUUCUGCACCUUCCUAAAUUUGUCAUAUCUGUAAUUUUUCUGGAUCAAGCCACGUAAACAGAUAUAAUCUGUAAUUUUGCAG